Molecule: messenger RNA, 786 nt
Organism: Dermacentor silvarum
Lineage: Eukaryota; Metazoa; Arthropoda; Arachnida; Ixodida; Ixodidae
Product: arginine/serine-rich coiled-coil protein 2-like
Exons: 1
Coding region: 1-786 (261 amino acids)
Molecular function (GO): DNA binding
Source: RefSeq, a predicted model, not a curated record
AUGACAGAGGAGGAGGACCAAGCCAAGAAGGAAAAGGCUCCGCCCAAGAAGACCCGGGCUAAGCGGAAGCCCGCUGCUGCUGACGAUGGGGGCAAUACAUCUGAAGAGGCCCCAGUCGUGAAGCGGACGCGUGGAAGGCCGGCAAAGGACCCGUCUCCACCAACAACGAGGCCCCGGCCAGCGAAGACGGCAGCGCAGCAAGCCAUCGCCACCAGGGCUUCUGCCAAGGUGAGGAAGGCGUCAGAUGAACCGCAACCCGAUGCCGAUGUGGACGUCCCGUCCACCAGCAAGGGACCUUCACGGAAGGCGCCAAGGGUGAGCCGAAAGGCGCGAUCACCAAGCUCCUCCCCGAGCGACGCCACCUCUGCCGCUACCAAGGCAACCAAGCGUCGACACCGCUCGCGCAGUCACUCCCGCGGCAGCAGCAGCCAUCAUGCCAAGAGGGGAAAGAGCCGCGGCAGAUCCAGGCGCUCGUCCCGCAGCGGCCGCGGUGGCCACAAGCGCAAAGCCAGCCACCGAGGAGAAUCCACCACCGCCUCGGAGACCAGCCACAGACAAAAGAGGGGACGCAAGAGCCGUCACCACCGCUCCAAGAGCACCUCUUCUGCAGUGAGCGCGACUACAAAGACUGGCGGGAAACGGCGGCGCCACGCCCGUAGCAUUCAUUCGUCGUCGACACGUAGAGGUCGGCGGGUCAAGUCCAAGAAGGCGGCGAGCAGCACCUCGUCGAGAUCCCGGCGUACCAAGCCUGCGGCCAAAGCUACGAAAAGCCAGAAGCGGAAGUGA